Messenger RNA from Melospiza melodia melodia, 1802 nucleotides. It is a transcript of the gene ADIG, whose product is annotated as adipogenin. Gene Ontology annotation, biological process: fat cell differentiation. Lineage: Eukaryota; Metazoa; Chordata; Aves; Passeriformes; Passerellidae. The coding region runs from base 51 to 563 and encodes 170 amino acids. The transcript has 4 exons. The record is from RefSeq and is a predicted model, not a curated record.
AAAGGGGAGCACUCGGGCUGUUCUAAACUUAGAGUAACCUGAAGCAAGCCAUGAGGUAUCCCCUGGUUCCCCUGGUGAACGAGCUGACCUUUCCUCUGCUUUUCUUCUGGUUCUGCUUGCCCUUUGUCAUGCUGCUGAUCAUCGCCAUUAUCUGGCUACAGCUGCUGCUUAAUGAAGCACAGAUGCCCAGCACAGAAAAGACUGAGAAAGAAUCUCCUGAUGAGCCUGAAUCUGACUCUGAAGAUGAACUAACAGAGGAAGAAAACCAGAGUGAUGCAUCCAGUACAGAGAUGCAAGAGGAGUCACAAUCCAGUGGAGCUGUGGGAAGACUGAGGCCCAAGCCUGCUUAUCUGAGCUCAAAUCCUAAAAGCCAGAAUCUUCUUGCUGCGACCUCCAACAGCUGGUCCCAGAGGCAGAGGAUAAGAUAUUCCCGUGCUGAAAAUGCUGAAAAGAGCAUUUUCUACAACAUCCUGAUGAAGGGGCUCACAAGGGAAAGCUGCUCAGUGUCUCCACUGUCACUAUUCUCACUCCUGUCUCCUCAGUUACAUUGCUGGGAAUUUUGAAUUGCAGCAGCUGAGCUGCUGUGCUCCUUUCUUUCUUCUCUCACCUGGAAUUUUGUCUGCCUGCUGCUCCAGACCUUUAACAUCCUGAGGACUCUGCUGCUGCCAUCCUACCUGGUUACCUACGUGGCUCAGCUGUCCACUUUGCUGGGUGAGAGAGCUGGCAAAAUCCUGGGCUCCCUGAGCCUGGAGAGCAGAGGAUUGCUGCUUUCAGUCCUGGGGAGGAAACCGCAGCUGAGCCAGGCCCAGAGAACCACCUCAGGGUGAAAACAAGCAGGGAGUCCCAUGGCAAUCCAGCAUUGGUGACAGCCACUGCAGUGUGACAGAGGGAGGGGAAUUCUCUGAAAGAGAAACCCACUCCACACUAAGCACCAACUCAGCUCACCACAGCUGCUUUCAGAGUGUUGACUGCCUGAAUGUGAAAUGGAUGACAGCUGCCAAUUUCUUGAGGGAUAAGCUCCUUUUUUUACAAGGACCAAGCACUCCAACAGUUGUAGUUUCUGCUAACCAACACUAAUCUUUGAUUUCAAAUAAAUAAGAUCAAGGCAAUCUCUCUCUGUAGUAGUUUUUACUGGAUUUUAAAUGCAAUACAGCCAUAGGAUUAUUAUACUCAUAGUUCAAUUAACACUUUUCUCAUCUGCAUCUUGUCAGGUCUCAAAGUAGGAAACAGCUUUUCAACACCCAGGUCUGUGAAAUGAAGCAGACCUACCUCCAAUUAACAAGAAUUAAUUAAGCCCUCAGCAGAUCCUGAGCAUGCCUGUCCCUGAUUUCCGUUCGGGCUUUGUUUUCCAGCACAGCUGGCAGGCUGAUGUAAGGUAGAUUACAGCCUAGAGAGGCACUCACAGCAGCUCGAUUUAACCAGUUUUGGAACCACGAGGAGGGCGAGGAGCCUGUGAUGAACCAUCUUUUUGUAGCCUAAGGGUUUAUCGAGGUGCUGGGUUUGAACAGAACAGCUGUGUGCUCUUGUGUUGAUGCACGCGUCCAACACGCUCUUUUGUUUUCAAGAGGAUCUGAAUGACAAAGUAAUGCAAUGAGCGCGCUGCCGCUUGUGGGAAUCCUUGUUUCUGUGCCCGUGUGCGGUGCCUGUCUCUCCAGAGCCUUACAGGGGCACACUGUGCAAAACCAGCCCGCAAAAAUGAUGAAACCUGCCCUCCUUGUGUUUGCUUUCCCCACCCCAUCCCCUCAGCCCCGCGUGGCCAAAUAUUUAUCCACGCUCUUAUAAAUAAAACUUGUUUGCCCGCA